This is a messenger RNA of Plasmopara halstedii, 168 nucleotides long. RefSeq lists its product as uncharacterized. The transcript has 2 exons. Lineage: Eukaryota; Oomycota; Peronosporomycetes; Peronosporales; Peronosporaceae. Bases 1 to 168 code for a protein of 55 amino acids. The record is from RefSeq and is a predicted model, not a curated record.
AUGAUUUGCGUGCUCUUAUCGCCGCAUUUGCGGCAAAAUCUUGUCCGACUUCGGUACUGUCAUUAUGGGUUUCUGAAUAGCGUUAGAGGCAUAGUAUACAUGCUGCUAGGGACGGUUGGGGUUGGGGAGGUGAAAGAGAUACAAGCUUGCCGAAGACAAAAACCUUAG